GUCUACAGCUGAGCAUCUAGAACUUGUUUUGUUCGUUUCUUUCCAAAAUGACGGAGGAGUAUAAACAGUUCGACUCGGCAAAGUCUGAUAAAAUACCGAUUGUUCCUGGACUUGUAAAACAUAUUUCUGGAUUAAAGUUCACAGAACUUAUUUCAAUUGUUGUAAUUUUUGUUGUUUCGCUUGUCUGUGUUGUAUUUGUGAUACUCUUCACUACCGGGAAACCUACUGUUGUCAUAGAGGAAAAUGUCUGCGUAACCGCGGCGUGUUUGAAAAGUGCUUCUUAUGUCGUUGGCAACAUGAAUAAAUCUGUUGACCCAUGUAAAAACUUUUACAAGUACGCUUGCGGUGGUUUUACGAAUAAUAAUCGUCUGGAUUCAGAAACGUAUUCUAAAACAGUAUAUUCAAAAUUAUAUUACGAAAAUGAAGAAAAGUUGAAAAAUAUUUUGGAAUCUUCUGUUAUUAAUGGCAACGACCAUUCUGCUGAAAGGAAACUUAAAGACAUGUUUGCGUCUUGUACGAACUCUUAUUUGAAGGAAAGGGCCAAGGGAUAUCCUUUUCUGAACAAAAUUCUACCAAAUACAGGAGGUUGGUAUGUUUUAGGUACGUGGAACAGUUCUACGUGGAACAUGCAGAAUGCUCUAGAAAAGGUCCAUAUGGACUACUGGACUAAUGCAUUAUUUUCAUUUAGAGUGGCUACUGACUGGAAUGACUGGAAGAAAAGGGUCAUAGAGAUAGAUUAUUCUGGUAUGACCAUGUACUGGUGGUAUUACCUUCACACAGAAGAUGAGAAGUAUACCCAAGAUUUGAAGAAGUUUAUGAGAACUGUUGGAACAUUGUUAGUACGAGAUUCUAAUUUGACAAUAGAAAACUCCACUCAGAAGAUUGAAACAUUUGUUAACGAUGCAUAUGGUAUGGAACUCAAACUUGCAAAUUUAACUGCUUACACGUAUCCCACAUAUGAUCCUCAUGCUGAUGAAAGGAGAAUUUCUUUACGAGAUUUUACAUCACAGACUGGAAACGUCAUUGACUUCACUUCCCUGUUAACCAAGAUGUUUAGAGAAGCUGGUGUAAAUGCUAAUACAAAAGUUAUCAUCAUGGAAGAUGAUUGGUUAAGACAGAUGGUUGACAUGGUGAAAAAUCUAGGCCCUGAUAAAAAUAGGAUGCUGAACAACUACUUUACAUGGAGGAUGGCACAGCGCUAUGUUCAACAGUUGUCUUGGGAGUAUGUCCAUGCUAACCGGGAAUUUUACGUAGAUAGAUAUGGUAUCCCACAAUUCCUUGGCACGUGGUAUUAUUGUUUUUACAACAUGGAUAUGAAUAUGGGAGAUGCACUUAGUUCACUUUACGUUAAGGAUCAUUUUGCUGACAGAAACAAACAAAAGGUUCACGAAAUAUUAGACUACGUUAAAAACGCCCUGUCAGACGGUAUUGUACAGAAUGUGUUUAUGGAUCGUGCUACCAAAGACUUGGCAAAAGAGAAGAUAAUGGCAUCUUUGGACAAAAUGGGCUACCCUGAUUUCAUGAUGAAUGAUGACCAACUGGCCUCUAUAUACCAGUCAUUGAAAAUAAGCAGAACUGAUUAUUUUGAAAAUGAACUUAACCUCAACAAAUUCAAACUAAAAGACUGGAACAACCGGUUACGUGUGGGAGAAGACAGAUCAAGAUGGGUUUUACAUACUUAUGACACUUAUAUGGAAUACUAUGGACCUUGGCAUGAGCUAAUUGUGCCGGCUGGUUUGCUGCAAUUUCCUGUCUAUGAUUAUUCACUUCCACAUUACACGAACUUUGGUUCUAUGGGUAGUUUGUUAGGGCAUUAUCUGGUUCAUGCUAUAGACCGAUAUGGUUCUGUUUACGAUAGUAAAGGAGACUACAAUGUACAAGGAUGGUGGUCCAAUAAAACCAAACUGUCUUAUAACACUACCACAAACUGUUUUAUUGAUUACUUCAAUAAUAAAACAAUGGGACCAUUUGCUAUAGCUGGUCAAUUUUCCCUUCAACCGGUUCCAGUAAAUGGACGGAGGUAUGCUCGUGAAGGAAUGGCAAUUGCAAGUGGAGUCAAACUAGCUUUCAAGGCUUAUCAGAAAUGGACGGCGGCCAACACGAUUGAGAAACUAGCUCCAGGAACAGGUCUAUCGAAUGAACAAAUGUUCUUUGUGUCAUAUGCACAGAGUGAAUGCUUUAAUAGAAAUGACAGAUAUGCAUACAGUAGAGCUAUCCGGGGCAGUGUAUCUGAAGAUAUAGCUACAAACAGUGCAAUGUCACACGUGAGAGAGUUUUCACAAGCAUUUAGAUGUCCAGUUAACUCUCCGAUGAAUCCUGCCAAGAAAUGCAAUCUGUAUUGAAAUGUUUGCUGGUGUCAAAAAUACAUCAUCCAAAUGACUGGUUCCAUCUUCUCCAUAGUAUAUAAAACCAAAUGAAAAGACUGGAUAAUCUCUAUUAUUCAUUUCCUUUUUUAUAUAGUACUCCAUAUUCAUCAGAACGUUACAUUUCAACCUUGAUUAAAAUCACAAUGUUUUCAUCAGCAAACUGUUUUCGUACCAUUGUUCAUCUUAAAAAUCUGAUUUCUAGAAUUGAUCGUUUGUUAUUCUGAAAUACUCAGGUUUAACCAAUACAAUGUAUCUAUUUCUUUUAAGAUUGUUUACAAAGAGAGUCACCUAAUAUAUUGUAACAUAACCAUAUAUCAUGCAAUAUCAAUGCUUUGAAAUUAUCAUUAUAUGUAUUUGCAGAUAUUUUCUGAAACAACGAAUUGCUUUCAUUUGAAUACGUUUUGAAUUUUCAAGGUUCCAUAUUGGUUAUGACAGCAUGAGGAAAUAGACAUUUUUCUGGUAAAAAUACAAACUUCCUUUAAAAUAAUAUCAAAAUUCAAUAAUCUAAUAUGUGUUCGAUUAUUUUCGUUGAUAUCAUUUUUACCUAUUGAGAAAUAAACUUUAUGUGAAAACUCAAAUUGUUAAUCUUUAAAAUACACUUGUUACUGUUAUGUGAUUGGUUUUAAAGUGUUAAAAACUAUCAUAAAGAGCAUGUACGCUAACAUUGAGUGUCAUUU
Molecule: messenger RNA, 3043 nt
Organism: Mytilus trossulus (common blue mussel)
Lineage: Eukaryota; Metazoa; Mollusca; Bivalvia; Mytilida; Mytilidae
Product: endothelin-converting enzyme 1-like
Exons: 14
Coding region: 48-2342 (764 amino acids)
Biological process (GO): protein processing
Cellular component (GO): plasma membrane
Molecular function (GO): metalloendopeptidase activity
Source: RefSeq, a predicted model, not a curated record